AUGUUAUAAGUGAAGAUGUCUCGCAAUAGAUGUGAUGGGUUACUGGCGAAGGUCGAUUUUCCUCUUUAUACGCUUCAGACUCUCACGAAUCGUCAUGUCCUCGUGGCCGGAGGCGGCGGAGCAUCGAACACGGGUGUAGCCAAUGGAUUCGAAAUAUUUGAACUAUCACACAAUGGAACAAGGUUCGUCGCUGAGGAGGUGAUGAGGUACGAAACGGGACCAAAUGUGGUGAUGACAUGUUCUGUACAAAAUGUUCAGAACAGGAUAUACCUGGCCGCGGGUCAGGAGAGUCAUUGCCAGCUGUAUAAAGUUAAUGUUAAGAUGGUGGACGCCGCAGAGAUGCGCCGCGGCAGUUUCCGCGCUGAAAACGGUCUCGUGCGUCGUCGCCGCACUAUAUCCGAGAACGACAAUAUAUCAAAGAUGGAAAGCCAUAACCACACAACAGACAAACGGAUGUCUUUCGAAAUAAGGCCUUGUGAUAGCGUACAAACAGAUUUUGGUACUGAUCCCCUGCAACGAGUUGUAACUAUCAGUCACGAUGGUAAACUCAUGGCUACCGGUGGAGUCGACGGCAAAGUUAGGGUAUGGUCAUUUCCAAAGAUGCAACUACUGUUCGAAUUACAAGGACACGCAAAAGAGCUCGAUGACCUAGACUUCAGCCCCUGUGACAGUCGGUUAGUGAGUAUAGCAAAAGAUGGUCAGGCACUGGUCUGGGAUACCAAAACGAAAAAACCCCCACUUCUCAGCUUAACGUGUCAACCGCCAAAUGGAACUAAGUACCUUUUUAGACGAUGCAAAUUCGGCGACGUCGAAGAUAGGAAAGGCCAAUACAGAAUGUUCACCAUAGCAAACCCACUGGCUCGGUCUGGUAAACAAAAAGGUUUGGUCCAGCUUUGGGAGCCCAAAACCGGCGAGCUGCGUAAGACCGUGAUGGUGAUGGAGUCUCUGUCCGCGCUUGCCGUGCGAGAUGAUGGCAGGUUCGUGGGCGUGGGGACCAUGUUCAGCGGUUCCGUGGACAUUUAUAUAGCAUUCAGUUUGCAGCGCGUGCUGCACGUGUCGGGCGCGCACGGCAUGUUCGUGACGGGGCUGCAGUGGGUGGGCGCGCGCGGGGCGCCGCUCACCGCGCGGAGCGAGGCCGCGCUGCUCUCCAUCUCCGUCGACAACCGCCUCGUCGUGCACACGCUGCCCUGCCCCGGUACCGUUCCUGUCUGGGUUGCCAUUCUACUCAUCGUAUUUGUACUAUUCUGUACCUUCUGUUUAUGUUCAUAUCUAGGUAUAUAACGAAAAAUAUAUCAUAAUUUAAUUUUGUCAAUAUAAAUAAAUAUUUGUAAGAAUGUUGGGAAUGUUAUAGGUUUAAUUUAAUAGGAAAAUGGCGAACAUCAAGAUAUCGUUAUAAUGAAUGUUUGUAUAAAUAGAAUCAAUUAAAUGAAGUGAGGACUU
Messenger RNA from Melitaea cinxia (Glanville fritillary), 1440 nucleotides. Its product is annotated as prolactin regulatory element-binding protein. Gene Ontology annotation, molecular function: protein binding; guanyl-nucleotide exchange factor activity; GTPase activator activity. The transcript is spliced from 7 exons. The record is from RefSeq and is a predicted model, not a curated record. Gene Ontology annotation, biological process: protein secretion. The coding region runs from base 16 to 1281 and encodes 421 amino acids. Gene Ontology annotation, cellular component: endoplasmic reticulum membrane. NCBI's taxonomy places the organism in Eukaryota, Metazoa, Arthropoda, Insecta, Lepidoptera, Nymphalidae.